Messenger RNA from Candidula unifasciata, 269 nucleotides. The record is from the annotation of a GenBank genome assembly. NCBI's taxonomy places the organism in Eukaryota, Metazoa, Mollusca, Gastropoda, Stylommatophora, Geomitridae.
AUACUACUGUUCCUGGAUUGAGAUCAGUGAUGACCCAGCCCAGUCAGAAACAUCUUCCAGUUUCACCUCCUCAUCCCAAGCUCAGGAAAACGCAAUUGUGAACAAGCGAACUCCUCACAUUCUCAAGAGCAUUCCCCUCACAAAGCCACUGGUCAUUCCAGCGGGUGUGAAGUCUGCUAAUUCCAGUUUUGACCCCGUUGGAGACAUUGAGAACCUGGUUCCAAGAGCAACAGAUGAGUCUGUGGACUGGGGCACAUCCUUUGACAAAG